This is a messenger RNA of Ornithodoros turicata, 551 nucleotides long. RefSeq lists its product as uncharacterized. Lineage: Eukaryota; Metazoa; Arthropoda; Arachnida; Ixodida; Argasidae. The transcript is spliced from 4 exons. The coding region runs from base 106 to 450 and encodes 114 amino acids. The record is from RefSeq and is a predicted model, not a curated record.
UAGCAGCCACGAAUAAGACAUUAUUCGUGUUCUAGUCCACUUCACUGGAAUAAGAAGAGCGAGAUUCAGAGAAAGAGAUUGGAAAACGGUUUCACGUGCGAUACCAUGAGUUUGACGCGUCAAGAAAUGUUGGUGCUUCUACUAACGUUCACACUAGCAGUUAACGGCAUUUGCGCCUCUGAGGAUUCUGAACGGGAAUUCAUCCUGCUUGAUCCGAACGGUGAAGAAGCGAAGGAUGCCGCACAGUUUGCAGUGGAAGCCCAGGGGGUUACCCUUGUACAGGUCAACAGAGCGGAGAUGAUGUUUGAGAACUUGCAGUACCGAAUCUUCCUUGAUGUUAACGUUUGCGACGAAGCUGGGUCUUGCGUCUUGCGCGACUGUUUCGCACAUGUCAUUCAGCCCACGCAGUAUCCAGAACGGUUCCUCAAAGAUUUUUUAUGCAUAAGGUAGUAACAUGCACAGCUUGAUCUUGAAGACCUUGUAGCAGACAAGGAAUAACAUUACACAUCCAUCAGAAGAUUGUUGUACAACUGAUUUAAUAAAGAGCUGAU